Molecule: messenger RNA, 249 nt
Organism: Prorocentrum cordatum
Lineage: Eukaryota; Dinophyceae; Prorocentrales; Prorocentraceae
Source: the annotation of a GenBank genome assembly
AUGCACCCAGAGUUCUGCUGCCUACAGGAGAACAGGCAGCGCCUGAAGCAGUUCACUUCGACGAAUUAUCCGAUCACUGCGGGCAAGUUCAACGCGCCCGGUGAUAUGUUCGCAUACGCCUCGUCAUACGACUGGAGCAAGGGCCACGAGGGCAACCACCCCAGCCUGCCGAAGUCCAUCAUGAUACACAAGGUGCAGGAAGCCGAGGUGAAGCCGAAGCCUGGCUCCAACGCGAGGACACGCCGCUAG